AUGCAGGAUUUUGAGAAUGAGUGUCAGGCUAUGGGUGCCUUUGGGGGGAAGAUGAAACAUAUUAUUCAGAUGUAUGGGAAUUCGAAGGAUGAGGUGGGGCAGGGGUCUUAUGAGUGAGUCUUUUUUUUCUUUCUUUGGACUUUUCCUUUUCUAUCCCAUGUGUUACUGCAUGCGAUUGUGGAUUCUUUACUUUGGUGGAGAGGGGUGGUUUGGUUAUUUGUUUGGUUUUCACUAGAGGGUCUUGAGAUGAAUGAGAUGAAAUGGCUAAUAUUAUUCCAACAGAAGCGAUGAGGACGCACCGGGUUUAGAUCCCCUGGGACAGAAAGUCUAGAGAGUAUUCCUAGAUUACUGCGACGCAGGGGAUAUGGACGAUUAUUCGCGUCGACUCUACAAGUGCGUAUCCCUUCUCCCAUCCAACAUCACUUUCUCCAGACUCAGACUAACAACUCCCUUAGACAAUACACGGCCGAAAACCCGAUUCCCGAAAAGAUAAUCUGGUUAGUUACCCGCUACUUCACUUCCCAUUUUCCCCCUUUCAUAAAGCAUUCUUUUCUUUUUUUUUGGAAGAAGAAGGACCUUGGCUAACAUAAGCAUCUUUUCUCAUUCUAGGAAAUUGUUUCUGUGCUUGGCUCAAGGUUGUGCUAUGCUUGAGAACGGAGACGAAGAUUUGUCGGGGGACCCGGUUUUUGGUGAGGAUCUUAAUUGUGUUCAUUUUGAUAUGAAGAAUGAGAAUGGUGUGUUUGACUCCAUCCCUACUUAUCCCGUCUUUAAUAUUCACAAAACAUGCCCCCCAAUAUACGGAUUGGGAGAUAGAGAGCUGAUACAACCUUUUUCUUGUUGAAUAGUUUUUAUCAAAACGACCGAUGAUGAGCAUACAGAGACACCGUUGCUUGUGGUGAGUAAUCCUCUUUUUCCUUUAGAGAUCAAAAUUGCGAAGCGUCCAGUAAGAGUCAUGGUAGCUAACUCAAACAUUGCUAGAUUGGCGAUCUAGGACUUAUUCAAAUCAUUUCGAGACCCCCUAUGUCGAUAAGUCAAUAUCGACUAAUGCAAAGAAUUGGAACGAUAAUUGCUCUACCACCUGUAAGUACUACACUUCCAAUUUCCAGCUCCGCUUUCUCAUCCGUCUUGAGAGCGCAAUCACAAGACCAAGACUGGUGGCUAAAUAAAUUGUAUAGGAACAAUAUGAAAGCUCUUACGUCGCAGACUUUGGUAUAAAACAAUACCUCGGCACCGGAAUAAACAUCUGGUAUCCCCCCUUCCCCCCCUCCCUCAUCCCCAUUCCAAAAAAAAACAAAACUAACCCUCUCAGGGGCAUCGGAAAAAUCAUGCACCACCUCAUAACGCGAGCGCGCGAAUGCAUUCCCCAAGCGUACUUCAACGUGCCGCUUCCCUAUCAAUACAUGUGGACGCAGCUCGACACCGAGGACGCGCAAUCCUGGGUGAUGACACAAGGACCGUUGUUGCUGGAAGCGCCGUACUCGUAUCAGCUCCGUCGCAUCGUGCUGAAGUGCUUGGCGAUGGAUUAUAAUAAGAGGCCGAGUGCGAGGGAGUUGUUGGGUGUUAUUACGCAGGCGUUGGGGGAGAUUGAAAGGAGUGAGGGGAUGGCAGGGGGUGGGGAUGAGAUGGAUUUGGAUGAGGAGAUGGAGAAUGCGGCGGUGAAUUUGGGGAGGUUGGAUGUUGAAGAUGUGGGUGAGGGGGUGUGA
Hymenoscyphus albidus is the source of this 1703-nucleotide messenger RNA. The record is from the annotation of a GenBank genome assembly. Lineage: Eukaryota; Fungi; Ascomycota; Leotiomycetes; Helotiales; Helotiaceae.